AUUUCAGCAACUAUUACAAUAUAUAUUUUAACGGAUUAUAUCAAUGUGGUCGGUAACGGUCUCUAAAAACUUGCUCUACUGAAAAAAAGUGGAAAAAAACACCAUUUCCGAGAACACAACGUUCGAGGGUUUGAGCACCGAGUGUACUAACAAACUCCAUACCCCGAGUUAGAGGCGGCAGCGGGGCCUGAACCUCCGACGCUCUUUUAAUUAAGCCUCCAGCCCAUAACCAAGGCCACAAGGUCACCACUAAAGGAGGAAAAUCGUUGUCAGCAUAAUCAUUUGUUGAGGUUCAAUCAUUCCAAUGCAUCUCUGCUAGUCUCAAUUCCUCAGGCCCAGAAAUUCCAGUUAUCUGAUUUUUUAAUGGCACGAUAUUAAAAUAAAAACUUAAUAUUAUUCGAGUCAGGAACUUAUAAUCAGUAGUCCAAUUUCUGUAUGGAUGAGGGCUUGGCUUAGAGGUAGGAAGCAGAGAGUGAAAAUCAAUGGUAAAAUAUCCGACUGGGCAAUGUUACGAGUGGAGUCCCGCAGGGGUCGGUGUUGGGUCCACUGCUUUUUAUCAUUUACAUCAAUGAUUUGGACACAUGAAUUAGUAGUGAUGUCAGUAAGUUCGCAGAUGAUAACAAGAUCGGUAGAGUAAUCCAAUCAGACCAGGAUGCUAGCGUUCUCCAGGAUGAGCUAGACAGACUAUAUGAUUGGGCGGGGAAGUGGCAGAUGGAAUUCAAUGCCGGGAAGUGUAGUAUUUUGAGUGUAGGUAGGAACAACCCCUCACACAGUUAUUUCUAAAAUGACACUCCUCUAAGUAGGUCUGGGUGUGAGAGAGACUUAGGAGUCUUAAGCCCCUUUCCCACCUUCAGAAAUUCUAUGCCGAUGAGCUACGAUCUUAACAUCGUGAUGCAUCGUGAGGUAUCGUGAUCAACUUAUAAUGAGCACUGACCUCCAUCCUAGGGCUCAAUGCAUUCAAGCUAAGAAUCGUACAAACAGGGUACUUGGUUUCAUCUCAAGGAGCGUAAGCAAUAGGAGCCCUGAAGUCAUCCUCAAACUUUACAUAGCACUAGUUAGACCUCACCUUGAUUAUGCGGUCCAGUUCUGCUCACCCUACUACAGAAUUGAUAUCAAGAUGUUAGAAUCUGUGCAGAGGAGGAUGACAAAAAUUAUUCAAGGAGUGAGAAACGUGCCGUGAGGAUAGACUGAACCAUUUAAAUCUGCAUUCUCAGGAAAGGCGAAGGUUACGAGGAGACUUGAUCGAAGUUUACAAAUGGAUGAAGGGCUUUAAAAAGGGGAUGUUAAUAAGGUUUUGGUUGUAAAAGAGCCAGGUAGGACACAGCACUGAUUAAGUUUGGUGAAUUCAGAUUCAACAAAGACAUAGGCAAGAAUUGGUUUGCCAAACUCCUUACUUCUUCUGUUCUUCUUAUGUUCUUAUCAUUGGUGGUGGAUGAGUGGAACAGGCUUGGCAGUUAUGUUGUGAGUGCAAAUACCAUAGAUACAUUCAAGAAGAGUUUGGAUAAAUUAGUGGAUAGUGGGGUAAGGUGGGGUUAAGCUUACAGGAGCGGCAUUGUAUAGACCAACCGGCCUCUUGCAAACUCCUUAAAUUCUUCUAUUCUUCUUAUGUUCUUAUCAUUGUUAUUAAGUGCCCCGAGCCAGUCAACCUUGUAAACAAUGCAGCGGCUAGUGUUUCGAGUUAUUCUUAUCAUUACAUUAAUAUUACAAAGACUUCGUUUCACUAGAACUUUAGAAAAAUUAUCUUCAAACUUAUUGUGAUGCGACCCAGUUUUGGCGGCCUUCUAGUCUAGAUGUGCCGUAGUGACCCUGACACGCACUCGGAUGCGCGCGCGCGCGCGCAACAACAAAAAAUAGGUCAAGUUAGAGCGUAGUUGAUGAGUCAGCGUAGAUAAGGAAGUGGAGGGCGGAAGAGAGGAGGAGGAGGAGGAAUCUCGAGGAAGAAAGGAUGUGGGGUGAGGACGGAUGGAAGGUGGUGGUUCUCGUGACUUGGAGAGGAAGGGAUUGAAGAGCUCUGGCACACACACACACACACACACAAAAAAAAAAAAAAAACACGCACGCAGAGCAACGACAGAAAAUGUUUCUACAUGUCCCGCCAGGCACCGUCAGGCUCAUCCCAUUACCGCGCCUCAAAUCAUGUCUUCCUCGACCGCUAUACCGCAUGAUGGCGGGUGCCGCCGUCUGGAGAGGUGCAACGAAUAACGCACUUAAUUUGAUUCUAUAUAUAACGAUCACUCUCCUUUGUAGGCGUUUUCUUUGUGUCUAUAUUUAGAAGGAGACGCAUGGCAUCUGGCGGGUGUCGUGACAGAGGGAGGGCGGGAGAGCUGGACGGAGGGGGUCUGAAGGGUAUCCCGAAAUGGAAGCCACCUGCCUCAACUUCCGACCCACCUUCGUAUCGAGGCCAGUGGCGGCGGGGAGGGACAGUUCACAUCUCGCCGCGUCGUUGUCUCGGCCACCCGAGAUUCACGUGCAGCUCAUAAGGACUUUUUCCUCGAUCCCUAAGGAUUCUCUGGGGAAGGUGAACCAACGAAAUUCCUGCUUGUAAGGAAAAGGAGAGUAGGACGUGAUUGUUCUUUCUUCAUCACCUGUCUGCUCAAACGUCGCAAUUCAAGCAACUUUCGGAAGUACGAGACGGUCUGCUGCUGCCGCGUGUGUGCCUCAGGUCGACACUCUCCCGACUCUCCACGCAGGGCUGGUCGAUCCUUCAGCCACGUCCUGACUUGAAUUCAGUACAAACUGCACUUCCCACGCCAGUGUUUUUGACAUACUAGACUAGAGCACCACGCUGCUUGAUAAAUUUGUUCCCCUACCACGCUGCUUGACAAACGCGUUCCCCGGUGUGCAAAAAGCAAAAACCGGGUUAAGCUUAAUUCAAGGAACAAAUAUUGGCAAGCAUUUACCCCUCGUCACAAUGUUGAACGAGGUGAUCGGUUCUAUCCCCGGCCAUGCGGAUGCUUCUCUCACACACCUGCCCGACAGCCACACACGACCCGUCUCUGACGUGCCCGUUGGCGCCUCACUGUUGUGGGCGUUCCUCCUCGCAACAGCACACAACCUCAGCAACCCAAAACACGAGGCGGCCCAGGAUGGCCUGCCACAAGCCACGCCGGAAGCCACAACUAUGACGUCAGAGGAGGUGUUCUUCUUGAAGUACCCGACUCUGCCGCCACGAGAAAGAGUCACGACUCCCGCUGGCGUGUUCACCGUCUUGUAUCCACCCAGUUCUUCCCCGCCGCCUACCGAGACAAUGACGCUGCCUUUUCCUUCUACGGCACCCAAAACAAUUCCAGAGCUGCCUCCCUCUCAGCCGGAGACGUGGCCAAACAACCACAGUGAGCAGCCACACGUCAAGACCUUAGAACGAACGAACCAAGAAGCGACAGGAGGGCAAGUGAACGCGUCAGGCGGCAGUGUUCCCGGCUUGCCCCACCUCCCAGCCAGGCUGACCCGUCAGGACGAUGGAGGCGCGAGGCAGAUGGCCGAGAACACAGUGUUGUUUCUCGGCAACGGUAAACUGUCGCAAGAACUUUCUACUUUGACACAGGAGCUGCCUGAACCUAGUGACGGUGACAAGUUACCAGGACCAGAACUACUCACGGGUUCACCAGCAUUCGAACCGUCACCAGAAUCCUCGGCUCAACCAGAACCGUCACCAAUGCCCUCGGCGGAACCAUCAUCACCAGAGCCCUCGGCGGAACCAGAACCAUCACCAGAGCCCUCGACGGAACCAGAACCCUCCCCGGAGCCCUUGACGAAACCAGAAUCUUCUCCAGAACCUUCAGCGGAACCAGAGCCUUCUCCAGAGCCCUCGACGGAACCAGAACCCUCACGAGAACCCUCAACGGAACCAGAACCCUCGGCGGAACCAGAACCAUCACCAGAACCCUCGGUGGAACCAGAACCAUCACCAGAACCCUCGGUGGAACCAGAACCGUCACCAGAACCCUCGGUGGAACCAGAACCGUCACCAGAACCCUCGGUGGAACCAGAACCAUCACCAGAACCCUCGGUGGAACCAGAACCGUCACCAGAACCCUCGGUGGAACCAGAACCAUCACCAGAACCCUCGGUGGAACCAGAACCGUCACCAGAACCCUCGGUGGAACCAGAACCGUCACCAGAACCCUCGGUGGAACCAGAACCGUCACCAGAACCCUCGGUGGAACCAGAACCGUCACCAGAACCCUCAGUGGAACCAGAACCGUCACCAGAACCCUCGGCGGAACCAGAACCGUCACCAGAACCCUCGGCGGAACCAGAACCUUCCCCAGAGCCCUCAGCGGAACCAGAACCAUCAAUAGAGCCCUCAGCGGAACCAGAACCAUCAAUAGAGCCCUCAGCGGAACCAGAACCAUCAAUAGAGCCCUCAGCGGAACCAGAACCAUCAAUAGAGCCCUCAGCGGAAACAGAACCAUCACCAGAGCCCACAGCGGAAACAGAACCAUCACCUGACCCUUCAGCGGAAACAGAACCAUCACCAAAACCUUCAGCGGUACCAGAACCCUCCCCAGAGCCCUUGACGGUACCAGAACCCUCCCCAGAGCCCUUGACGGUACCUGAACCCUCCCCAGAAUCCUCAGCGGAACCAGAGUCCUCAGCGGAACCAGAACCGUCACCAGAGUCCUCGGAGUUAGAUCCUACCCCAGAGCACUCACUGGAACCAGGGUCUUUACCACAAGAACCCUCCACGGAAUCAAAGCUUUCCGCUGCUACCUCAGAGACGUUGACGGUACAACAUCCUUCAGCAGAACCCUCAGCGGUGUCAGGACUCCCAGCAAGCCUUCCAGAGCCACUGACAGCCUCAUUAGUCCCGACAGAACCCCUUGGCGGCGGGUUGGCAGCGGUUGCGCCACUCACAGGCUCAUCCGCAGCGGAAGAGCUUGACGCGGACGAAGAAACCAAGGAAACACUCGCGUCACCAUCCACACAGCCAUUGAAAGGCACGGCGGCGUCACAGAAGGCUCCAGAAGAAGACAGUGCCCAUCCCUCAGCGGCCCAUACCUCGCAGUCCCCAAGUAACAACCCUUCCGAGGCCUACGAAGUGUUAUCUCCCCACGAGGCUAACGGGACUGCGAAUGAGACGGCGGAGGGAGAGCUCUUGGCGGGUUCGGGGACUGGCGGGAUCGAGUGGACGACCUUCAAGGCGGUGAUGUUCGUGGUGCAGUUCGUGAUCAUGGUGGAGACGGUGCUCGGGAACCUGAUGGUGAUCCUGUCGGUGAAGAUGGAGAAGAAGCUGCAGACGCCCUUCAACUACUACAUCGUCAACCUGGCCUUCACCGACAUGAACGUGGGCAUCUCCGUCAUGUCGCUGUUCAUGUUCUACAACCUCUACGACUACUUCCCCUUCGCCGCGCCGCUCUGCCACUACUGGGUCUGGAGUGACUACACCAUGACCUUCGAGUCCGUCAUGACCCUCGCCGCCAUCAGCGUGGACCGGCUGUGGAGCGUCACAUGGUCUCUUCAUUAUCGUAACUACAACUCGGGGCGCAAGUCUCUCUACAUCAUCCUGGGAACGUGGUGUCUCGUGGCGCUGAUCUGGCUGCCGCCCUUCCUCUACGACCGCUUCGUCAACGACUACAACGAGGGGGACUGCUACUGGGAUACCGUACUCAACAGAAACCUGGUGGUAUUCGUGGGCUGCAUGGGUUACUACAUGCCCCUGCUCGUCAUGCUCGUGGCCUACGCCAGGAUCCUGUGGGUGGUGAGGAAGCGGGCGGCCUCCAUCAGGGACGCCGGCAGGAAGUUACGGGAACAGCCUAGCGUACAAGCAGACCCAAGCUCGGGAGGAGGAGGAGGAGGAAGUGGAGCAGGAGGGGAUCAGAGGAGGCUGGUGGCGGGGUCGGCGGCGGCAACUCAGGCGAAGGACGACAAGCAGGAGGCGAAGCUGAGGAGGGAGAUGAAGGCGGUGUACACGCUGCUCAACAUUGUGGUGAUCUUCCUGCUCUGUUGGGUGCCAUUCUACAUCCUCUUCGUGCUGAGCGCCUGGUUCCCCACGCUGUUCCCUACCUGGUACGUCACAUUCAGCUACUGGAUGGCCUACAUCAACUCGGCCGUCAACCCUGUCCUGUACCCGCUGUCCUCGCCCGAGUUCCGCCAAGCUUACAAGAAAGUGUUGCUCACGGUGAUUGGGCGCGCCUGAGAUGCUGGCGGCGGCGGGGAGGGAUGCUGCUUGUGAAUAUCGUCACCUUCGUAAACAAACCGCCGAAGUCAUUAUUUUCUACUUUACAGGAAAUCAGAAAAGAACUGUCAUCAUGUUAUUUGACUUAAGAUUUAGGCAGAAAUGAAACGGCCAAUUCCAGAACACUCAAACCCUGAAUGACGAAGGCAACUGUACAAAAAUGGGCGUCACAUGAUGAAAAAUUGAUGUAAACAAAAACCUGGAAAUCACUGAAAAAUGACUUUGGCGAUUAUUUUAUGAGGGUGACGAUAUGCUAGUGCUGACGGAUGUUAUAUUGAUGAUGGGUGAUAUUCGUGAUGCUAGACAAGAACUACAACAAUACAAAACAAUACUACUACAAGUUACCUUUUUUUCAAGUAUUAGUGCCGGCAGAUGUUAUAUUGAUGAUGACAUAUUCGUAAUGAUAUAUUGAUGAUGACAUAUUCGUAAUGCUAGACAAGAACUAUAACAAUACAAAACAACAAUACUACUACUUCAAAUUACCUUUUUUUCAAGUAUUAGUGCCGGCAGAUGUUAUAUUGAUGAUGACUGAU
Eriocheir sinensis (Chinese mitten crab) is the source of this 6711-nucleotide messenger RNA. RefSeq names its product cell surface glycoprotein 1-like. Gene Ontology annotation, cellular component: membrane; dendrite. Gene Ontology annotation, biological process: G protein-coupled receptor signaling pathway, coupled to cyclic nucleotide second messenger; chemical synaptic transmission. NCBI's taxonomy places the organism in Eukaryota, Metazoa, Arthropoda, Malacostraca, Decapoda, Varunidae. The transcript is spliced from 5 exons. Gene Ontology annotation, molecular function: G protein-coupled serotonin receptor activity; neurotransmitter receptor activity. Bases 2912 to 6139 code for a protein of 1075 amino acids. The record is from RefSeq and is a predicted model, not a curated record.